UGCCAACAUUGCAAUUUUGCGAUUGUCGAAAAUAUGGCUGCCGAAAACAGACUCAAGCGUAUCCCUGAUCCAUUGUGUUUUCCACGUGGGUGUUGAAGUUGGAGUUAAAAACAAAACCAAAAAUUCGAUGGGUAAAUACAGGGGUAAACUAAGAUGGAUUACGGAUAAAGAUUUGGGCGCGUUAUGGAAGAAUAACGUAUUAAAAUCGCCCGAGAUUCUGGAGCUUUAUCGACAGGCCAGAGGUUUCGAACCAGAUCCCCGGACCAAAGUGGAAGCGGUGGAAGAGAUUUUGACGGCGAACAAUAUUUCCGAAAUGACCGAAGACAUCUUGGUAUCGGGAAAAACCACCAGUUUUCAGCAGCUCGUCGAUUCCUCGGGAAUCGAUAAGUUAGCUCAGGAAGAAAUUUAUCGAGAGUUUUUGCUCGGUUGUUAUCCGUCGCUCUUCAUGAGUCUGAGGGCUUUUACGAAAUUCAUUAUGCAUUUGGGUUGGUCUAAGGAACAAGCUCCGUUUCUAUUUAGGUCGGCUGAUCUGAAUAACAGAUACGGACUUUCCUUCAGGGAUUUUUUGUACUUUUUGGCAGCAAUCGAUCCCAACACAUCGCACGGAGGCGCCGCAGCCGAGCUACGAUGCAGGUACAUGUUUAAAUUCUAUGACAGAGACGUGGACGGCCUGUUAAAAUAUGACGAGCUUAAAAAUCUCUUAACGGAUCUAAGACAAAGCAAAAAUCAGCCUUUGGACUUGCAAAGUAUCGCCAAGGACAUGCAAGAUACCUACAAAUCGAUGGGAAUCGUGGAUAACCGAACUAUUAACGUCAACGAUUUUCUAAGGGCCGUUUGCGAUUUGAAAAUUAGGGGCACUUCGCAGAUUUUCAGGUCCCCGAUCGGCGUCAUAAAAUAUUUGCGGGAAAUCUCCGAGAAGGCUGCAACGACUGUAACGAAAACGGCGGUGGGAAACUACCGUUUCUCGGAAAGUCCUAGUAGAAUGAUCACAGCGGGAUUGAAAAGUGUCGAUUACGAAAUUGCCGUUCACACCAUUAAAAUUCGAAGAAGCGGCCACGCUAUCAACGUGGACGAAAUAAGGGAGAUUCAAGGCGCCAUUUCAGCAACGACACUCAAGCAACCGCUAAAUGAACAUAGCAAGAGGCAAUCGCUAGAUGUCUUUAGCCAACGCUCGUUGUCCAAUGAACUCUUGAAGGGCGUGAGGUACUUAACUACCAUAAACAAUGUCAAUGAGGCGACAACUGCGUACAGCUGGGGUCAGUUGGACCCUACCCACUUUGCAAGGAAUCUGAUACAGAUCUGUGGCCAAUUGAAAGAAAUUUUUUGGAACGAACCUAGACUUCUAGAAAUCUCCUCACCCGUUUAUAUAAUGGGUGACCUACACGGCAACGUGGCAGACUUGUUAUACUUCGAAAAAGUGCUGUGGCACAUGGGUCCCGGUCUAAGCCCCGGCAACUUGUUGUUCCUGGGGGAUUAUGUUGACCGAGGAUUGUACAGUAUCGAGGUGAUAGCCUAUUUGUUUUCGUACAAAAUCCAGAAUCCCCACAAAGUGAGCCUAUUGCGGGGUAACCACGAGAUCAGAGAGGUGCAGAAGCUAUUUACUUUCUUCAGAGAGUGUUGCCUAAAAUUUGGGGAAAAACUCGGGAACGCUGUAUGGGGUGCCAUAAACGGUGCCUUCGACGCGAUGCCUCUGGCCGCAGUGGUUGACGGCAAAAUAUUUUGUUGCCAUGGUGGGGUGCCACCACCGUGGUUGUGUCCCUUGGUGAGCGCCAUCAAUGACAUACCGGCAAUUUUAAGCGAUCCCGAUACCCAAAGUCCUUUGGCAUGGGAAUUAAUGUGGAACGAUCCAGUCAGGCUCGACGCGGUUACAGAUAAACUUGCUAUGGAGCUCCUGGCAAACGAAGGAUUUGCAAUAAAUAGCAGAAGGGGUACAGCCCAUGUGUUCAGCGUCGAAGCCCUAGAGAGAUUUCUGAAAACUAAUCAACUCACUCACCUGAUCAGAGCGCAUCAAAUGGUUUUAGCUGGGUUUCAGGUGCAACAAAAAGGUAAACUUUUGACUGUAUUUUCGUCUUCCAAAUAUGCCGGAGGUCAAAAUGAUGCCGCUUGCAUCAUGGCCGACCAGGGAAAAUUGAGAAUACUGAGGCUGGAGACAGAAUAAUUUCGAUUGCGU
This is a messenger RNA of Cylas formicarius (sweet potato weevil), 2170 nucleotides long. RefSeq lists its product as uncharacterized. Gene Ontology annotation, cellular component: cytoplasm; nucleus. Gene Ontology annotation, molecular function: calcium ion binding; protein serine/threonine phosphatase activity. The coding region runs from base 128 to 2158 and encodes 676 amino acids. NCBI's taxonomy places the organism in Eukaryota, Metazoa, Arthropoda, Insecta, Coleoptera, Brentidae. The record is from RefSeq and is a predicted model, not a curated record. The transcript has 12 exons.